CAGAUGUACAAGCUGGACAUAGGCUGGCCUAAAAUUCCAGAAUACUUCACUGGCCAAACAUUUUGUGUUGCUGUUGACUCUCUUCAUGGUUUGGUCUAUGUGGGGCAAAGAGGAGAUAAUGUACCGAAGGUACUUGUAUUUUCAGAGGAAGGCUAUUUUCUUCACUCCUGGAAUGAUACAGUUGAAAUGCCUCAUGGUAUCUUUGUACUGAACACUGCAACAGAUAGUUCAGUAUGGAUCACAGAUGUUGGAACAGGGAAGUAUGGGCACACUGUGAAACAGUAUAGCCCUUUCGGUAAACUUAUGCAGGUCUUGGGCACACCAGGUAAUGCUGGUUCAAGUUUGAUUCCCCUACAGUUUGAUCAACCAGCAGACAUCUUUGUAGAGGAAAGUGGAGAUAUCUACGUUGUGGAUGGAGAUGGAGGAAUGAAUAACAGAUUGCUCAAACUAACCAAUGAUUACCAAGAGAUGUGGCUGGCUGGAACAAAUGGGACCGGCAUUGGUCAGUUCAAGAUUCCUCACAGUGUAACGUUGGAUUCUGUUGGACGGGUAUGGGUGGCAGACAGAGACAAUAAAAGAAUCCAAGUUUUUGAUAAAGUCACAGGGGAGUGGCUUGGGUCUUGGAGCAGCUGUUUUUCAGAAGAUGGACCCUAUUCUGUCAGAUUUACUGCCAAUUACAAAUACCUGAUUGUAGCUCAGCUGAAUAUCAACCGGUUAGCAGUCUUGGCGGCACCACCGGUUGGCACUAUUGGGGACUGUGUUAUGGUCAACACAGUCCAGCUGGCAGAUGAAACCAAACCACACCUAGUGGAUGUAGACAUGAAGACUGGAGCAGUCUACGUUGCAGAGAUUGGAGCCCAGCAAGUACAAAAAUACAUACCCUUAAGCUGA
This is a messenger RNA of Mesitornis unicolor (brown roatelo), 891 nucleotides long. It is a transcript of the gene NHLRC3, whose product is annotated as NHL repeat containing 3. Gene Ontology annotation, biological process: protein polyubiquitination; negative regulation of translation; proteasome-mediated ubiquitin-dependent protein catabolic process. Bases 4 to 891 code for a protein of 295 amino acids. The record is from RefSeq and is a predicted model, not a curated record. The transcript has 6 exons. Gene Ontology annotation, molecular function: translation repressor activity; protein binding; ubiquitin protein ligase activity. NCBI's taxonomy places the organism in Eukaryota, Metazoa, Chordata, Aves, Mesitornithiformes, Mesitornithidae.